AUGUCUAAUCCAGCUGCUAAGCGCAAAGUCCUUCUCAUGGGCAAAAGUGGGUCCGGAAAAACGAGCAUGAGAUCUAUUAUUUUUGCUAAUUAUAUUGCUAGAGAUACUUCACGCUUGGGGCCAACUCUUGAGGUGGAGCAUGCUCACGUUAAGUUCCUCGGUAACCUUGUUCUUCAUUUGUGGGACUGUGGAGGGCAGGAAACUUUCAUGGAAAACUUCUUAAUCUCUCAGAAAGAUCAGAUCUUUAAAGGCGUUCAGGUCUUGAUAUAUGUAUUUGAUGUGGAAAGCCGAGAGUUCCAUAAAGAUUUGAGAUAUUAUCAAUCCUGCUUAGAGGCGUUAUUCAACAACUCGCCGAAUGCUCAGGUGUUUUGUCUGAUACAUAAACUCGAUUUAAUUGAGGAAGGGAAACGUGAUGGUACAUUUGCUGAGAAAGAAGAGGAGAUUUUGAGAUGUGGCGAGCAGGUAGCUGGGCGAGAUCGUGCAAGUGUCCCUGUAAAAUGCUAUAGGAGUAGUAUUUGGGAUGAGACUUUGUAUAAGGCGUGGUCUGCAAUAGUAUACAAGCUUAUACCAAAUGUUCAUCUGAUGGAGGAGAGACUACGGAAGUUUGCUUCAAUAGUUGACGCUGAUGAAGUCUUGCUCUUCGAGAAAACAACUCUCUUAGUGAUAGCACAUGCUGAAAUUGCAGAGCAUAAAGACCCUCAUAGGUUCGAAAAAGUUUCCAACAUUAUUAAACAGUUCAAACUCAGUUGCAACAAAAUGCAUUCGCACUUCGAGUACAUGCAAGUAAGAAAUUCCAAGUUCGCAGCAUUUAUAGAUUCUUUCACACCUAACACUUUCAUAAUGGUUAUUGUGUCCGAUGGUAAUGUCUCUGCUGCGACAACACUCAUGAACAUCAAAAACGCUCGAAAACACUUCGAAAUUCUGGAAGCCAAGUGA
Auanema sp. JU1783 is the source of this 936-nucleotide messenger RNA. NCBI's taxonomy places the organism in Eukaryota, Metazoa, Nematoda, Chromadorea, Rhabditida, Rhabditidae. The record is from the annotation of a GenBank genome assembly.